CUGUUAUCAUGAACAAGUCUAUCAAUAAUUUUUAAACUGUUUGGUGAAGGUAAUGAAUGAUUUUAUUCUUUUAUAGCAAUAUCUAGCAUUCUAACUUUGGAUCACAUGGUCAUAGAGAGCUAGAGGAGAUUCCAAUAUCUUGUCAUGAAUCAAUUCUCUCAUAAGCUUAAGUUAAUCAAGGAUAGAUAUAUGAAUAGAUUUUAUAUUUGAUACCAUGUCUAAAUUUUUGAGAUGCUAAAACUGGCUACCUGCAUUAUUAUUAUUUAUAUGUUUCGAAUGAUAACUUUGUCUCUUGUACACUUUAUAAUUUAGGCCAGUGCUAAUAUGCUAGGCUGAUCAUGAAGUUGUAAAACGUUCUCUCUCCAAUCUGUAUUACCAAUUUACCAGCUAGACCACAGAAAACUGCUAUUUAUUUUUACUAUUAUUGUUCUUUUGUGUUUUUGUUAAGAUCAUUUUGUUAAGAAGCAAAUGUAAAAGAAACGUGUAUUGUUGCAGCAAAUGCCUGAAAUGGGUAAAAUCUUACGAAAUUUAUACGCAUACAUUACAUAUAGACAUAGACACAAUGAUAUAAUUAUAUCAAAUUUCAAUUUAACAAAUUUUGUAACAUCGUAGGGUAGUUGAAUGCCUAAAAGCUAUACUGAAGGGAUAGUUGAUAUUUUUCGGUUACUUAUGCAAGAAGAGAAGGAAAAAAAAUGAGGAUAAAAGAAAGAGGAGAAACUAUAUAACAAAAGCCACCCAUUGCAUUAUUAGUGACCAUGAUGAGCUAUCUGUAGGACGAUUCUGUAAUAGCAACGUGCAUUCCUUGAUGCUCAUUAUUUUUUCCAACCAAAACAAUGGACCUGAUGAUAUACUCGAGCUACAUUCACGUUGACCAAUAAUUUUAUUGGAUGAUUUAAUAACUAACAAUCCUUCCAAAAAGAAUUAUUGAACUUUUUAUUUUUUUCCUUUGAAUAGCUGGCAAUCCAUUCAUUGUUUAAUAAUUUUUUAGCAAAAUGCCAGAACGUGAGAUUGAUGCGUGAGACUGUAAUCAGUCUCCUACAAUGAUGAGUGAUUUUUUUAUCGCCAAAGGUUUUUUUAUCCACUGUUGAAGUGUGUGUUUCAUUGGGUUGUGCAUAUUUUUAUUUUUAUUAGGGACCUACAUUGAACUCAACGGGUCAUAUUGUUUAGUAGAAAGAAAAAAAAGAAAAAGAUAAAAGUAAAUGUAUUACGUAGUUCUUUCUAUAUUGGGUUUAAAAUAUAAUAAUUUUUUUUUCCAGCAAGUGCUACAAAAGUGAUAUUCACGAUGACUAGUGAUCAUGAAGGAAGUGGCAAUGAAAAAGGGAAGGGGCAACUCAGUAGGCACAUGAGUGACAGUUCUGUUGCUGCCACUGAGGACGAUGAUGAUGACGUUGAUAAGAAGAUUGAUGUUGGUCCUCAAUUCACUUUGAAAGAGCAACUCGAAAAGGAUAAGGAUGAUGAGAGCUUGAGGAAGUGGAAGGAACAACUUCUUGGAAGUAUUGACAUUAGUUCUGUUGGAGAAACUCUGGAGCCAGAAGUGAAGUUCCUGAGCCUUGCUAUAAAAUCGGGCGAUAGAGAUGAUAUAAUUCUUCCGGUACCAGAGACAGGAAAUCCCGAGGGUUUAUGGUUUACUUUGAAAGAAGGUUCUCGUUAUAGGCUGGUGUUUACUUUCCAAGUAAACCAUAAUAUUGUUUCGGGUCUUAAGUACACCAACACUGUCUGGAAAACUGGCAUCAAGGUUGACAGCACUAAAGAGAUGAUUGGAACAUUCAGCCCUCAAGCAGAGCCUUACACGCAUGAAAUGCCAGAAGAGACAACACCAUCUGGUUUAUUUGCCAGAGGGACAUACUCAGCUAGAACUAAGUUUGUUGACGAUGACAAAAAGUCGUAUUUGGAUAUCAGCUACACUUUUGAUAUUCGUAAGGAUUGGCUUUAGUUAGGGAUCAAUCAACUGAGACCUUUUCCAAGAGUGAUAUUGUUUAGUUUAAUCCAGUAGUUGUUGUUUUUUUUGCAUGAAAUCUCUUUCAGUGUUUACUUGUUGCUUUUCCAAUGUUUAUUUGACCUGAGACCAGUAAUCUUAACAAUGAGAUAGGAUUUUGAGGAAGAAUCGAAGUGAUAUUCAUUUGGCAGAUAAUUGUCAAUAAAAUUGAAUUUGCCUCUUUUAAUAUAGAA
Messenger RNA from Medicago truncatula (barrel medic), 2169 nucleotides. RefSeq names its product rho GDP-dissociation inhibitor 1. Gene Ontology annotation, cellular component: cytoplasm; cytosol; membrane. The record is from RefSeq and is a predicted model, not a curated record. Gene Ontology annotation, molecular function: protein binding; Rho GDP-dissociation inhibitor activity. Lineage: Eukaryota; Viridiplantae; Streptophyta; Magnoliopsida; Fabales; Fabaceae. Gene Ontology annotation, biological process: Rho protein signal transduction. The transcript has 6 exons. The coding region runs from base 1283 to 1933 and encodes 216 amino acids.